AUGAGCAAUUUUUCAUGCUCAACUGAUAAAUCUUAAAAUAUUAUUUAAAGACUUUUUGAUUGCGCUUAAGAAAAAUAUUUUCAAGAAUUCAAAUCUAUACUAAAAGAAUUCCCUUAUUUAGACAUAGUUUCAGCCUUUAAGGAUGACGAAACUCCUUCUUUUUUGAUUAUGAUGGUUACUUAUAAAAACAUGGAAUUGGUCAAGUUUAUAUUAAAUUACGUUCAGACCUAAGUGAAUCAGGGAUUAAAUUCUUAUGAUAAAAAUACUCUUUAAAAAUAUAUAAAUAUGGGUGAUAGAUAUGGAUUUACUGCUCUUCAUGUGGCAUGUUUUAACGGUGAUUUAAUAAUGGUGGAAUAUCUAAUUGAAAAAGGAGCUGAUAUGUAUGCAAAAAAUUAGUCGGGAUUGAAUGUGAUGCACUCAGCAGCCUAAGGAGAUAGUCCUUUAAUUUUAUAUUAUUUUAAAUAGCUUGGCUUUGAUAUUGAAGAGUUAGAUGAUGAAGAAAAAACUCCAUUAUAUUGGGCUGUAUUUUCUGACUCUGAAUAUGCAUGCUAGUUUUUGAUAUCAUGGGGAGCUGAUGUAAACAAAUAGGAUAUAAUAGAAAGACAAUCUCCUCUCCACAUUGUAACUGAUACUAGAAUAGCUAGAAGAUUACUUAUAGCCGGAGCAGAAAAGAAUAUUAUGGAUAAAAGAGGAAAUUUACCUUAUGAACUCGCUGAGCAGAAAGAAUAUUAUAGAUUGGCUUAAAUGCUAAAAGAUGAAUUCUCAAUUUAAGAGUUUUGUAAUUUACGUCUUCCGCUCUCACCUCCACGUUAAAAAAGGCGAAUGAUUUUAAUCUUUUCCUUUCUAAUAUUUAGCAUAGUUCUGGGAAAUCUUUUCUUUGUGCUUCCAUUUCUUGAAGAAGACAAAGAUCCUAUGUGUAUAGCUUUCUACUGCCUUUCUUUUUUAAAUAUAAUUCUUCUGUGCAUAGUUAGUCACAAAAAUCCUGGAUAUUUUAAAAAAUAGAAGGAUAGAAAAGAUAUGCUGGAGCUUUUCAAAAAGUGUCAAUACGACUACUCUAUUCUUUGUUCUGAAUGCAAUCUGGUCAGACCUGAAAGAUCUAAACAUUGCUAUUUUUGCUAGAGGUGUGUAAAAGUUUAUGAUCAUCAUUGUCCUUGGGUUAAUAACUGCAUUGGAGCAGACAAUUACUUGAUAUUUUUUACUUUUUUAUUCUUUUUGUGGGUAUUUGUCAUUUAUCUGAUUAUCCUGAACUCUUUUGCUCUAUCGCAUAAGCAUGCCAAUUAAAACUCUCAAUAUGCUUUUGUUGGCCAAUUUAAGAGUGAAAACUUUUAAUAAAUUUCUGAACUACUCUUAAUGAUUUUCUCAAUAUAUUCCUUGACUAUACUAGGGAUUUUUGUAAUUCCUAUUAGCAUUUUGUUGUUUAUUCAAAUCCAAAAUAUUUGCUACGGAUAGACAUAACUUGAGAGAUAUUCAAAAUAAUAAACUAAAUUAACUCAUUCAGAGUCUACUAAAAUAGAAAAGGAAAUGGAAGAUUCCUUUAAAUUAGCAUAAACACAUUUUGGUGAAGAUGAAAGUCAAAAUGGUCAAAGUUUUCUUAGCAGCCAAAGUAGAUUAGAUUAAAUUGUAAAGGCUGGUAGUAAGAGAAGUAUGUUGCAGAAUUGUGCUGACAUGUUAGUUAAUAACUCUAAAAACCCAAAAUAUGAAGAGAAUAGUGUUUUAUGA
Messenger RNA from Tetrahymena thermophila SB210, 1719 nucleotides. Its product is annotated as DHHC zinc finger protein. Gene Ontology annotation, molecular function: protein binding; palmitoyltransferase activity. NCBI's taxonomy places the organism in Eukaryota, Ciliophora, Oligohymenophorea, Hymenostomatida, Tetrahymenidae. The transcript is spliced from 11 exons. The record is from RefSeq and is a predicted model, not a curated record.